GCCACCGCCUCCCGCCCAGCCCUCGCCGCCACACAAGCCCAGAGCUCCAACUCCGCCUUCCUUUUCUUCUAGCUUCCCGGCCGGGCAGGCCGGGCUAGGCUGGGGGGCCGGGGCUGGGCCAUGGCCGGGCCGCUGGCGCCCCCCGUCAGGCAGCAGGUAGGCCGAGCGCGGGGCAGCGAGCAGCUGUCGAAGCCGAAGGAGCUGCGGGAGGUCGAGCGCUGCCUGAUGCUGGACGCGGACGGGAGGAGAAUUCCCUUCAAGGCUCUGUAUGGGGAGCAAAAAGCCAUCGUACUGUUCGUGCGGAAUUUUUUGUGUUACACUUGUAAGGAGUAUGUUGAAGACCUGGCAAAAGUCCCCAAGGAAUUUUUACAAGAAGCAAAUGUGAGGCUUAUAGUUAUUGGACAGUCAUCUUAUCACCACAUCAAGCCCUUUUGCAGUUUAACUGGUUACGCGCAUGAAAUGUAUGUAGAUCCACAAAAGGAAAUUUAUAAAAAGCUUGGCAUGAAAAGAGGGGAAGGUAGUAAUGGACCAGUGCGGAGCCUUCAUGUAAAAUCAAACACACUCCUGGGAAGCAUUAGGAGUAUGUGGAGGGCAAUGGCUAGCCCAGCUUUUGAUUUUCAAGGAGACCCAGCUCAGCAGGGAGGAGCUUUGAUUUUAGGCCCAGGUAACGAAGUUCAUUUUUUGCACCUUGAUAAAAACAGGCUGGAUCAUGUUCCCAUCAACACAGUUUUGCAGCUGGCAGGAGUUAAAACAGUAAAUUUCACAAACAAGCCUCAGAUUAUUGACAUAUGAGCACUGACACUGUAUAUACCUUGAAAAAUCACAGCUUCAAGCACUGGACUUAAGCUUAUGCCUACUUUUGAAUCCAGCACUGGCUGAUAGUAUGAAAUACAUGUUAUAGUUAUAAAUAAAUACUUUAAAAUGUCUGCUAUAUUUUAAAAUUGUCUGCAAUUCUUUUGCAUCAUGUGAAAAGGUGUCUCUGUAAGCCAGGGAGGGGUGUGUUGGAUCAGAUUGUCAGUUUUGGAGUAGGCCAUAGUCAGUUGCUUGUUUUUCUUUUAAGAGUUGCAGCAAAAUAUGUGUACUUUCUCUCAGAGCAAGGGGUCUCUGAAAAAAUGUCCUUCAUUAUUUUUGUCUUAGACAACUGAGCUAAGGACAACAGCAUUUUGGUUUGCAGUUCUGUCAGAUUUCAUAUUACCCAGUUUUCUGGAAAUGUUCAUGUUCAAAAUCUGUGGCUUUCAUUAAAGCAGGUGCGCCUUCUUUCAUCCAUGAGCCACUUUUUGCAAAUUUAAAAUAAGAUUGUCUAAGAUUUAUGAAGGAGUGUGCUUUGGUCUGCAGUUUCUGAUCUUUGGCCUUCACCGCAAAAUGACACUAUUAAUAUGUAUUUUACCUGCAAAUUCUCUCUCCUUUUAAACUGUAACACUAAUGCAACUGUAAAACAGCGUUCUGUGAAGAGGUUUGUCCCUGCACCAUUAGGGUCAGUGGCAGGCACAGAGCAAGCUCUGGAGAGCUCUACACCAUUAAGAGCAUGUGAAAUUAGACGCCGUGUUCCUUGAUAAAAAAUAAAAGGCUUGUUUAAGAAACAUAAUGAUACUGAGCAAUGUAAUUCCAUUAAAGGUACUAUGCCUUAGCACCUUAUUAAUUACAUACACAUUUUUAUAUGGUGUGUUUAGAAGGAUAUUAUUAACAUUAAAAUGCUGUGUUCGGUUCUCUGCUUUGACUAAACAACACUCAGCACAGGGCUAAAAUAUUUAAGUGCAGAUGAACCCUGACGAUUUUAGGGCUGGGCAGAGGCUUCCACAGAACUUGGUGUAACACAUUUAGACCAGCAGCUAGGUCUCCAAGGGAAUAAGUCUGCUUUUCAUGACCACUGCCCCUUUAUUCAUAAAUAAGGAGCUGCCCCCUCCCUAUAGAGCUCCCCCAGCUCACCAAUGUUUUUUAGUAUGUCGUAAACUCUGGAAUGCAGCUGCCCCUGUGUUACUUAAACCACAGUAGAAAGCAAGCUAGAAAAGUGGUCUUAGAAAACUGGCCUUGUGUUUGUAAAACAAAUACAAAAAAUGCAGCGAUAGUAUUUUCAGAGAGAAAGAAUCCUAUAUACUCAAUUUAUUUGUAAUACUUCAACUCUGCUUCAUUCACCUCAUCAUGACUCCCAACAACACUGGCUCUAGUUUUACUUCUUGUUUGCAAUCAUUGCACUUUCAUGUUAUUGCUGGUUCUGAUUUUAAAGGAAGUG
Apus apus (common swift) is the source of this 2230-nucleotide messenger RNA. RefSeq names its product peroxiredoxin like 2C (gene PRXL2C). NCBI's taxonomy places the organism in Eukaryota, Metazoa, Chordata, Aves, Apodiformes, Apodidae. The record is from RefSeq and is a predicted model, not a curated record. The transcript has 6 exons. Bases 121 to 792 code for a protein of 223 amino acids.